CUCACCGUCUGCUACGACGACCGUCAUCCUUCGUGCAGUCUCCAGCCAUGUCAAACACGAUCGCUUUGUACCCGCUGUCCAACUUCACCUUCAGCACUAAGGAGGCUCAGCCUGAGGAGGAUCCAUCCGUGUCCGCGCGUCUGCAGCGUCUGCAAAACAACUACGAGGACUUUGGUAUGAGGAGGACAGUGGAGGGGAUUCUGGUCGUGCAUGACCAUGGGCACCCGCAUAUACUCAUGCUUCAAAUCGCCAACGCGUUCUUCAAGCUCCCUGGUGACUACUUGAAGCCAGGAGAAGACGAGAUUGAGGGAUUGAAGAAGCGUCUGGAUGACCGGCUCGCCCCCCCAACAGAUUCCCGGCAGUUCAAUUCGUCGCAUGGCGUCGACAAUGAGUGGGAGAUUGGUGACUGCCUCGCCCAGUGGUGGCGUCCCAACUUCGAGACUUUCAUGUACCCAUUCAUUCCUGCGCAUAUCACUAAGCCAAAGGAGUGCAAGAAGCUGUUCCUCGUCCAGAUGCCUGAGCGGAAGGUACUUGCUGUGCCAAAGAACAUGAAGCUGCUCGCCAUACCGCUGUUCGAGCUCUACGACAAUGCGGCCCGCUACGGCCCUCAGCUCUCCGCUAUCCCGCACCUUCUCUCUCGGUACAACUUCAUCUACCAGUAGAGUUCUUCACACGAUGCAAAAGUAACUGUUUCGUCUUGGCUCAUAGCUCUCGCGUGUAAUCAAUCGCUGCAUGUUUUCUCGCACUAUAUCGCUUAGCUGUGAAUAGAUAUCCCCCAUUACCUUGUAAUCUGC
This is a messenger RNA of Dichomitus squalens LYAD-421 SS1, 794 nucleotides long. RefSeq names its product cleavage and polyadenylation specific factor 5. The record is from RefSeq and is a predicted model, not a curated record. Gene Ontology annotation, cellular component: mRNA cleavage factor complex. Bases 48 to 662 code for a protein of 204 amino acids. NCBI's taxonomy places the organism in Eukaryota, Fungi, Basidiomycota, Agaricomycetes, Polyporales, Polyporaceae. The transcript has 8 exons. Gene Ontology annotation, molecular function: mRNA binding.